This is a messenger RNA of Kickxella alabastrina, 972 nucleotides long. RefSeq lists its product as uncharacterized. Bases 1 to 972 code for a protein of 323 amino acids. The transcript is spliced from 2 exons. Lineage: Eukaryota; Fungi; Kickxellomycota; Kickxellomycetes; Kickxellales; Kickxellaceae. Gene Ontology annotation, biological process: regulation of transcription by RNA polymerase II. Gene Ontology annotation, cellular component: nucleus. The record is from RefSeq and is a predicted model, not a curated record.
AUGCCGGCUGGCCGAGCACGAGCGCACGCAUACAGGGGCGCGUCCCUUCCGCUGUCUCUUCCCGGCUGCACCAAAACAUACAUGCGCGAUACGCACCUAGCCGUACACGCACAGACGCAUUUGGCAGAGGAGCAGCGCAAACACGGGUGCCCGCAUGCCGGGUGUACGAGCCGGUUCACCACCAGCCAGCACCUCAAGCGGCAUAUCUCCGCCAUGCACUCGGCAGGGGCCGGGGGGCCGGGGGGUGGGCAGGCUUAUGGGUGCCCGGAGGAGGGCUGCGCAGAGUCGUUUGCGAAGCGCAACAAGCUGCACGCGCACAUAUGCGUGGCGCACAAUGGCGCAGACCCGCACCGGUGCGCAGAGCCUGGGUGCACGGCGGCAUUCCGCUACCCGUCGCAGCUGCGGCGCCACCGCAUCACGCACACAGAGGCGAUCCAAUACCGGUGCAUCGAGGACGGGUGCACCGAGGUGUUUGCCAAAUGGUCGGAGCUGCAAGCGCACCGCCGCUCCCACCGCCGCACCCACCGGUGCCUUGUGUGCCAGGCGGAGUUCGCACGCACGCACGCGUUCAACAGACAUAUACUCACCCAUGAGCCGGACCGGCCUGUGUUUGCCUGUCCGCGCGAUGAGUGUGCGCGAUUCUAUCUUGAUGCGAACUCGCUUCGGGCGCACAUCGCCGCCGUGCACUGCGAGGAGCCGCGCCGGUACAUGUGUGAGCGCGAGGGAUGUGGCAAAGCGUAUGCCUAUGCGCAUUCGCUGCGGAGGCAUAUGCAAAAGUCGAAGCCACGGCCGCUGAAGCUGCCGACGCCAUUGGAGGUUGCCUCGGGCAUGGCGUAUGCCGAUCCACAGGUCUCGGGCCGCGCCCUGCCGUGCUCACAGCCGGGCUGCGCCUUCCGCUUCAAGCGCACCAUCGAGCUGGACGUGCACAUGGCCGCUGUACACGGCGUUGCAUGCUCACCAGUGCCGACUUGA